Monopterus albus (swamp eel) is the source of this 2364-nucleotide messenger RNA. It is a transcript of the gene abhd6a, whose product is annotated as abhydrolase domain containing 6, acylglycerol lipase a. The record is from RefSeq and is a predicted model, not a curated record. Gene Ontology annotation, molecular function: monoacylglycerol lipase activity. Gene Ontology annotation, cellular component: AMPA glutamate receptor complex; membrane. Bases 163 to 1164 code for a protein of 333 amino acids. The transcript is spliced from 9 exons. Lineage: Eukaryota; Metazoa; Chordata; Actinopteri; Synbranchiformes; Synbranchidae. Gene Ontology annotation, biological process: acylglycerol catabolic process.
AGCACAGUCCUCUCAUUGUGCUUUCUCUUUAAGAUGAAAGGUUGUUAUGCAGUUUGGUGAAUAAGGAAGAGGAAGACCGGGUUGACCUGAGGACAGGCAGCAGUGACAGGUUGGACAGGACUCGGACAGGAGCGGCGCUUGUCUUCUGCAGAGCAUGCAGCGAUGGAGCUGUCUGUUGGUUUAAUGAUCAUGCUAGCAGGAGGUGUCCUGGUCCUCCCUGUCCUCGCCUUCAUCACCUCCUUCCUGUUCUGGCCUGGAGCACUUCUUAAGGCCUACAACUGGUACUUGCGUCGCAGGCAGGGGCUGGUGGUCCGCUACUCUUACAAUGGAAGUUACCGCUUCUGUUAUCACACUCGUGGAAAACCAGGGGGCGCCACACCAUCCCUGCUGCUGCUGCACGGCUUCUCUGCCUCCAAAGACAUGUGGCUGCCUCUUGUCAAGUAUCUCCCCAGAAACCAGCAUGUGGUGUGUGUGGACAUGCCGGGGCACGAGGGGACAAGUCGCACCAGUGCCAAGGACUACGGCAUCCAGGGCCAGGUCAGCCGAAUCCACCAGUUUGUGGAGAGUAUCGGUCUGGAUAAAAGACCCUUCCACCUGGUUGGGACAUCGAUGGGUGGGAGCGUCGCGGGGGUGUAUGCUGCCCAUUACCCCGCUCACCUGUCCAGCCUCACCUUAAUCGCCACGGCAGGUCUGGUUUAUCCCACAGACUCUAAGUUCAUCAGGCGUCUGAAGGAGAUUGAUGAGGGUCACGGGGGAAACUCAGUUCCUCUGAUCCCCACUACUGUUCAGGAGAUGGAGGAUAUGGCAAAACUCUGCUAUUACAACCUCCCCAAAAUUUCCCGACAGCUGCUACGGGGUUUGCUGAACAACAGGAUUCCCAACAAUGAUUUCUACAGAGAAGUGUUCAUGGAGAUUGUCGGAGAUAAAAAUCGAUACUUACUGCAGGAAAACCUGCAUCUCAUCAAAGCGCCUCUGCAGGUCAUCUGGGGGAAGGAAGACCAGGUAUUGGAUGUGUCGGGGGCUGCAGUGUUGCAAGCGGCGCUGCCGAGCUGCCAGGAGGAGCGGCUGGACAACUGUGGUCACUCUGUGGCGAUGGAGCGUCCCAGGAAGGCCGCUAAACUCAUCGUAGACUUCCUGACUGCGCAGGCAAAGAAAAAUUCCUGAAUAAUAGAUUUGUACUGUUUGUGACCUCAUGAUGGAUGAGAUGAUACAGAUGCUGAUAGACUUUUAUAAUUUACUGUAAGUGUUUUCUACAACAGUAUUUACAUCUUGCAAAAUAAAAAUACAAUUGCAUUCAAAUAUUCCUGAAAGUUUUAUCAGACUGAACCAUAGACUGUAUGUAAAGAUGGAUGAUGAGACAGCUUCCAGAAGUGAAGCCACUGCAAGUCGAUUGCCCCCUGGUGGCUGGUUGCAGUAUAGGUGAUAAGCAUCACCCCUCCAUGUUAGUGGAUGGGACAUGAGCCAAAAAAAAAAAGUACAAAUCAUAUACAUUUUUCCCAAACGCGAUUUCUUUCACUUUCGGUAGGUAGUAGAUUUUGGUAGAUAAUAGAUAUUACCAUACUAAUUUGUGUACAAGUGGUAAUUUUUCUGCUAAGUUUGUUUUUAAGUUAUUUGAUGAUAUCAAAUUGGAUGCAUUUCAAAUGAUCAGACAUCUUUGAUUGGUGGUCUGACACCGCGAUGCCACCUCUGGUCACUACUGUGCAGAAUCAGGUUUGCAAAAUGUGUCAUGAAAACAAGAUAGUGAUAUUUUAGUGGCAGUUUUGUGUAGUUGCAGGAAGUGGUGAUGUACUGUUUAUUUUUAUACACAGUCUAUGGUUUGGAUCUAACACAGCAUCAUGCAUGAGAUUAUAAUUUCUGUUUUAGAUGUUAACUUCAUGAAAACACAUUCAGAUUGAGAUUCAGAGGAAAAAAUGUGUUGUAGGUGAAUUAGUUGUCUAUUUCAGGCGUGAUUUAUUUUUUAAAGUUGUUUUUUAAAUGAAAAAAAUUGAUAAAUAUGGUGAUUCAAUAAUUUAGCACUUGUACAAAUUUUUCGGGGCUACAGAAAUAAAUCUUUUAAAGAAAAAAAAACUUGGACUGUUGUUGGACUGAUUGGCUAAUUGUUAGUUUGGAAAAUUGGGCAAAGAGUAGAUAAUCUGUUAAGAUUUGUUAAACACUCCACACCAGGAAGUGAUCUGCUAUAUCUUCUGGUGUGUAAUAGUUAGUGAUGUGACUCAUUCGGGCCACACCUUAUUAAGUUUAAAAAUCCCUUCUAAGAUUGGAGUUAAAUAGUCUGACAAAAUAUGGCAAAUUAGACUUUUGACAUGUCUAAUUUAACUGAGUAUUGCAAAGAAUAUUUUGCAGUUUUUAUUCCACUAUAUUUAUGUC